UAAAACCAUUGGACGUAUUGAUCGCAACGCCAAUGCGACCACUGGUGGCCGGUAUGCGGACAGAGCUUCAGUGCCGGUCGACGGGCUCCCGACCACCGGCGCAGAUAACGUGGUGGAAACACAACCAUAGGGUCACUACAGCCCGGGACUCACUUAUAAACGAUGGCAACACUAGCUUCUCAGUCGUAUCGUUUGUGCCGGCGAUUGACGACAACGGCAAACAACUGUCCUGUAGGGCAGACAACCUGCCGAUGCCUCACACGGCCCUCGAGGACAGCCGUGUGCUUAACGUAUACUUUCCGCCACAAAUAACGCUAUCGUUUGGGGCGAACAUACAGAAAGAGUCUAUACGCGAGGGCAGCGACAUAUACCUCGAGUGUCACAUACGGGCCAACCCGUGGAUCAAAGAGGUUUUGUGGCUCUUCGACAGCAAACCAUUGGUCACCACUCAGUCGUCCGGUGUUAUCGUUACCAACCAAUCGCUGGUCAUUCAAAAGGUUAGGCGUCAACACAGGGGUCAGUACCAGUGUAUGGCGUUUAAUAACGAGGGCGACUCAAUCAGCGACCCCAUAGAUCUGAGGAUUAAC
This is a messenger RNA of Medioppia subpectinata, 587 nucleotides long. The record is from the annotation of a GenBank genome assembly. Lineage: Eukaryota; Metazoa; Arthropoda; Arachnida; Sarcoptiformes; Oppiidae.